AUGGCUGCACUGGGCGGCUGCAGGAUACGCUGGGCUCUCCUGGGCGCGCGGGCGCUGGGCCGUGGCCUCUGCCCACCGGGGGCCAGGGCCAAAGCCGCGCUGCCCGCCGCCCUGCCCGCCGCCAGUGCGGCCGCUGCUCGCGGGACCAGGCCUGGCGACCGGCAGCUGCGGAGCCCCGAAGAGCUGCGGGGCCCCGGGCAGCUGCGCUACUUGUUCCAGCUGCUGGUACAAGGCUACGCGCUGAACUUGCACACUCUGCAGAUGCUGAGUAAGGCCAAGUAUGGGCCAAUCUGGAAAACCUAUAUAGGACCUCAAACCCACGUGAACCUGGCCAGUCCCCAACUCUUGGAACAAGUGAUGCGGCAGGAGGGAAAAUACCCAAUGCGCAAUGACAUGGUGCUGUGGAAGGAGCACCGGGACCAGCAUGGCCUGUCCUAUGGGCCCUUCACCACGGAAGGGCAUGAAUGGUACCAGAUGCGCCAGGCUCUGAACCAGCGGAUAUUGAAGCCAGCAGAUGCUGCACUCUAUACUCAGUCUAUGAAUGAGGUGAUCAAUGACCUUCUGACUCGGCUGGACCAGAUUCGGGCCGAGAGUGCAUCAGGGGACCAUGUACCCGAUUUGGCCAACCUCUUCUACCACUUUGCCUCAGAAGCUAUUUGCUACAUCCUGUUUGAAAAACGUAUUGGCUGCCUGGAGCCAUCUAUCCCCGAAGACACGUUGGCCUUCAUCAGGUCGAUUGGACUUAUGUUCCAGAACUCUCUGUAUGCCACGUUCCUCCCCAAAUGGACUCGUCCCCUGCUACCCUUCUGGAAGCGAUACCUGGAUGGCUGGGACACUAUCUUUGCCUUCGGAAGGAAGCUGAUUGAUCAGAAAUUUAAGGAUGUGGAGGCUCAACUGCAAUUAGGGGAUCCAGCUGGGGUCCAGGUAUCUGGCUACCUGCACUUCCUGCUGACCAGUGGACAGCUCAGUCUUCACGAGGCCAUAGGCUGCCUGGCUGAGCUGCUCAUGGCUGGAGUGGACACGACAUCUAACACCCUGACAUGGGCCCUCUACCAUCUGUCUAAAAGCCCUGAGAUCCAAGAGGCCUUGUAUAAGGAGGUGGUGAACGUGGUGCCAGCUGGGCAGGUGCCGCAAUACAAAGACUUUGUUCAUAUGCCUCUGGUCAAAGCUGUGAUUAAGGAGACCCUGCGUCUCUAUCCUGUGGUCCCCACAAACUCCCGGGUCAUUGUCGAAAAGGAAGUUGAAGUUGGUGGCUACCUCUUCCCCAAGAAUACCCAGUUUGUAUUCUGCCACUAUGUGGUGUCCCGGGACCCUGACAUCUUCCCUGAGCCUGAGCGCUUCGAGCCCCGUCGCUGGCUGAGGACUAGCCAGCCUGAUGCCCUGGGCGCCAGCCACCCAUUUGGCUCUGUGCCCUUUGGCUAUGGGGUCCGGGCUUGCCUGGGCCGCAGGAUCGCUGAACUGGAGAUGUACUUGGUGCUAACAAGGCUUAUCCAGAAGUACGAGAUCAUGCUGGCCCCAGAGACAGGGGAGUUGAAGAGUGUCUACCGCAUCGUCCUGGUUCCCCACAAGAAGGUGGGCCUGCACUUUGUACCAAGACAGGGCUGA
Molecule: messenger RNA, 1605 nt
Organism: Elephantulus edwardii (Cape elephant shrew)
Lineage: Eukaryota; Metazoa; Chordata; Mammalia; Macroscelidea; Macroscelididae
Product: sterol 26-hydroxylase, mitochondrial-like
Exons: 9
Coding region: 1-1605 (534 amino acids)
Biological process (GO): cortisol metabolic process; cellular response to peptide hormone stimulus; C21-steroid hormone biosynthetic process
Cellular component (GO): mitochondrial inner membrane
Molecular function (GO): oxidoreductase activity, acting on paired donors, with incorporation or reduction of molecular oxygen; iron ion binding; heme binding
Source: RefSeq, a predicted model, not a curated record